Molecule: messenger RNA, 2472 nt
Organism: Entamoeba histolytica HM-1:IMSS
Lineage: Eukaryota; Evosea; Mastigamoebida; Endamoebidae
Exons: 1
Coding region: 1-2472 (823 amino acids)
Biological process (GO): lipid metabolic process
Source: RefSeq, a predicted model, not a curated record
AUGGGAGAUUCUGAACAACAAGAAAUACAAGUAAACAAUGAAAUGACAGAAUCUCAACAACCAGAAAAACAACCAGCCAAUGAAACGACAGACUCUCAACAACAAGAAAUACAAUUAACAAAAGAAAAGACAGAAUCUCAACAACCAGAAACACAUCUAAACAUUGAAAUGACAGAAUCUCAAGAAACUUCAAAAAGAAAGAAAAAAGAUUGUUGUUACUACACAAAAAAAGAGGGUGGUAAAAUUAUCUUGCAGUUUUUUUCAGGUUUAAUUUCAUUAAAAUCGGCUAUUUCCCUUGCUUGUCAAUUCCAAUUAUUAUUCUUUAUAAAUGUAAUACUUAUUGGAAUAUUUAUUCUUUUCAUUAUUUCUACUGGUCAUUUAGUGUGUACUUCAACAGUUUCUAUUGGUUAUAAAUUGGUUUAUGGUUAUGUGAUGGUAUAUGGAUCAUUGUUUUUACUAACAUUCAUUUAUUAUUUCAUAUUAUUUUCAAUUGAAUAUCUAAGCCGAUCAUAUAGGUAUUUGUUUGGAGAUAAAAAAUCAAAUGACAAAGGAAAAAAAAUAUGUUGUAAUAAAUGUAAAAAAAUAUAUUGCCCUAAAAAUUGUAAAGAGAUUCUUGAUAAAUGUAAAAAAAUAUGUUGCCCUAAAAACUGUAAAAGGAUUCUUGAAUGUAUUGUUCAUCACAUUGGGAUUAUUGUUCUAGUUGUUGGUGUGAUUGUUGGUUUCGGUGUUGGACGUAGGAUAACGAAAAAACAUGGAGAACCAAGUGUAUUAACUUAUAUGGGAUAUUGGUAUUUAUUGUUAGGAUUAAUAUGUAUUGGAGGAAUAUUUAUUAUUAUUUCAAUAAUUGACUAUGUAUGUAAAUUGUACUACAACACUAAUGGUUGCUCAAGUAAAUCAAAAGAUAUUUGUAUAGAUAUUUGUAUUAAAGCAAUAUUUUAUGUAUUACCAAACUCGUUAAUAAAUAGAUUUAUAGACUAUUGUAUUUCAUUUUUCUGUAAAAAAAGACAUGAAGAAUGUAGGCUAGGAGUUCAAUUCGGUGAAUUACUUUCUCUCAAACUAGUGUUGUUUAUAUUAUUUUUGGUGUGUUUAAUUUUUGCUACUGUACAUUCACAUAAGAAUGAUGGAAAUAUUGGAUGGUAUUGGCUAAUAUUUAUUUUUUCAUUUAUAUCUGGAUUUAUUCCAUCAAUUCGAGAAUUAAGUAAAAAACCAAAGGAUGAUGAAGAUGAGUAUUAUGAUGGUACAAUUACGUACAGUGAUACAGAAAGUAUAGAAAUAGAAAAUGAUGAAGAAAGAGAAAAUCCAAAAAAAGAAAGUAAUGAAGAAACAGAAGAUAAUUGGCACAAUGUACUAAAAGAUUCAUGUGGAUUUAAUUUUAGAAGAAGUUCAAUUCCUUUGCAGACACUAUCGGUUUUACUUAUUGUUGCAAUAAUAGUUGGUUUAAUAGUUUAUAAAAUUAAAUCAAAAAAGAGUAGUUCAUCUCCAAAGAAAAGUAUGUUUGAAGAAGAAAAUGAAUAUAUUUCAUUCAGAGCAAGAAUGAAAGAAAUAUAUGAAGGAAUUUCAUAUGAUGAUGAAAUGAAUGAAGAGAUGUAUUAUCGAACAGAAAAUAAAGUGUAUGAACAUUCUCAUUUAUGUGAAACUGAUUCAUAUGGUAUUACACCUUUUGAUUAUGCAUGUUUAAGUAAUUUAGCAUAUGCAGACAAUGUAAAUGACGCCAAUUAUGCAAACAUAAAGAAAUAUCUUGACGGUAUUGGAUGGAAGACAAUUACAUUUUAUGAAAAGAAAAAAGAUGACAAUAAAGAAGGUCCUGUCUUACAUUACCUUAUUGCGAAUAAAACGAAUACAGAUAUUACUGUUUUUGGAUUUAGAGGAUCAAAUAAAUUCUCUGACUGGGUUUAUGAUUUUAAAUUAUUUACAGAAUCUGCAUUGCCAUCUUUGUCAGUUUCAAUAUUUCCAGUAUUUACAAAUCAAGCUCUUUUAAAAAUAAGUUAUAUUCUAUCGUUUUUCGGUUCAAAGGCAUUUCCAAAAAGUGAUUAUGAUUUACUUGAUAUUGCAAAAACAGUAGUAGAAAGUGAAAUGAAAAAUGCACCAAAUAAACAAUAUAUUGUUACUGGACAUUCUCUUGGAGGAGGACUUGCAAAUAUUGUUGGAAGUGAAUUGGGAAUAGUAAGUUUUGGAAUAUCACCUCCUGGAACUUAUUUAGGAGCAAAAGCACAAAAAUUGAAGAAAAAGGAUAUAAGAUUAUUUGCACGUGCUGUAAUUCCUGAUAGAGACAUUGUUGCUUCAUUAGGUGUUGAGGGUGGGUUACAAAUGUCAAUUCCUUGUUAUGAACAUGCAUUUGGUUGUCAUAGUAUUGAUAAUUCAGUAUGUAUGAUUGGUUCAUUAUGCCAUUAUAAUGAAAAUGAAAAUAUAAAAAAUAUAUGUUCUAUGAAAUGGGAUGAUUGGAAAUUAGGUUUUGAUGCUAAAGUCAAUUGA